Molecule: messenger RNA, 1460 nt
Organism: Piliocolobus tephrosceles (Ugandan red Colobus)
Lineage: Eukaryota; Metazoa; Chordata; Mammalia; Primates; Cercopithecidae
Gene: COMMD5
Product: COMM domain containing 5
Exons: 3
Coding region: 295-969 (224 amino acids)
Cellular component (GO): nucleus
Source: RefSeq, a predicted model, not a curated record
GGCGGUCCUUGCAGCUUGCCUAGAGCGACCCGGAAGUGGCCCUCGGGGCGCUUCCGGGGACCAGGCCCGAUUUUGGCUGCAUCAGCUGGGGAUCGCCGGCGCCAGGGAGAAUGGGGGCGCCGUGAAGCCCCUGAGGAGCUCCCUGGAUUCCCCCAGCGCUGUGCGGUGGCCUGACAAGUGCCUUGAGGACAGGAGCUGUGCCCCGCCGAGCUCUGCUCCAGCCCCUGUUGUGCUGAGGCAUCUGCAUCUGGGACCGACCUCCUGGGCUGGCUGAUCAAGGAGGAAGCAGCAGCAAUGUCUGCUGCGGGGGCUGCAGCUCCGUACCUGCAUCAUCCUGGUGAUAGUCACAGUGGCCGAGUGAGUUUCUUGGGGGCCCAGCUUCCUCCAGAGGUGGCAGCAAUGGCCCGGCUACUAGGGGACCUAGACAGGAGCACGUUCAGAAGGUUGCUGAAGCUUGUGGUCAGCAGCCUGCAGGGGGAGGACUGCCGAGAGGCUGUGCAGCGUCUUUGGGUCAGCGCCGACCUGCCGGAGGAGCGGCUGGGUGCCCUGUUGGCAGGCAUGCACACGCUGCUCCAGCAAGCCCUCCGUCUGCCCCCCGCCAGCCUGAAGCCUGACACCUUCAGGGACCAGCUGCAGGAGCUCUGCAUCCCCCAAGACCUGGUCGGGGACUUGGCCAGCGUGGUAUUUGGGAGCCAGCGGCCCCUCCUUGAUUCCGUGGCCCAGCAGCAGGGGGCCUGGCUGCCCCAUGUUGCUGACUUUCGGUGGCGGGUGGAUGUAGCAAUCUCCACCAGUGCCCUGGCUCGCUCCCUGCAGCCCAGCGUCCUGAUGCAGCUGAAGCUUUCAGAUGGGUCAGCAUACCGCUUCGAGGUCCCCACAGCCAAAUUCCAGGAGCUGCGGUACAGCGUGGCUCUGGUCCUAAAGGAGAUGGCAGAUCUGGAGAAGAGGUGUGAGCGCAGACUGCAGGACUGACCCCUCACUUGGCCAGUCCCAUUCAGGUCAGGCUUGGAUAGGCACCUGAGAUGGUGCCAAAAGUGCAGCUGACUCGUCCCAGAACAGCUCUGCCCUUGCCAUGAGGCAGGCUCUUAAGUGAGAGUGUUUGAACAUAAUUAUGUAGUCUUCUGUUUAAUUGAAAAAGAGAGCUAUGCCUUUUUUUCUUUUUUGGAAGUAAAGCAGCUGUAAACAACAUGUUUCUCUAGGUGGGUGUUAAGCUCACACCCUCCCUUUCCCUGUACAUUUGUCUUGCUGCUGGGCGUGGCUAUGUGGCCAGGUUGAGGCCCUUUGUAGACACCAUACAGUUGCUCAGCCUGGCCCCAUGUAGCCAGGUGCUUUUGUAGAUCUUGUAUUUUAGGUUGGGCAUUUUCAUUCUUCUGCCUUAAAUCCCUGACCCCACAGAGCUGACAUUCUAGUGGGGCUGAGGGGAGGGGAAACAUUGUAAAAUAAAUAAUAAAAAUUUACUGGAC